Exophiala oligosperma is the source of this 2180-nucleotide messenger RNA. RefSeq lists its product as uncharacterized. The record is from RefSeq and is a predicted model, not a curated record. Gene Ontology annotation, molecular function: manganese ion transmembrane transporter activity; calcium ion transmembrane transporter activity. The transcript has 3 exons. Lineage: Eukaryota; Fungi; Ascomycota; Eurotiomycetes; Chaetothyriales; Herpotrichiellaceae. Gene Ontology annotation, cellular component: Golgi apparatus; fungal-type vacuole membrane. Bases 247 to 1767 code for a protein of 506 amino acids. Gene Ontology annotation, biological process: Golgi calcium ion transport; Golgi calcium ion homeostasis; calcium ion transmembrane transport.
CAGCAGAUCUUGAGAAAAGUGACACUUUGUUGUCAGACUCGUUGCGUGUACAUGGAUCCUACCAAUUCCGGUGUCGAAUAACCCCUAAUCAUUUCUUUGAACCUUGUAUCGUCAAUUGUCGUUGACUAUUAUCUACCUAAUUAUUCUCUCUGCGGCGACAAGUGACCACGUUUGUUUCAGCACUUCCCUUUCUUCUAACCCUCGAAACUUCCACCCUCGAUAAAAACCACGACAACUCACGCGACCAUGAAGAUCGGACGACGGCGUGUUCAGAUCCUCCUGUUCCUCCUCGCCUCUGCCCUUGCGGCGGAAGCCACAGAUGCCUCCCUCCCUCGAGAGUCCAUGGCCAGGAACUUUGCCAACGCAAGGUCACUGGGGGAAGUCGUCGCUGCGUCGGGAGGUACCACUGGGGGAGGAAAGUCAUCACCGAUCGGGACCGAACAUGCUCCUGUAGAUGGCCGAGAUGGAAUGCCACACGAGGGACCCUUUGUCGAGACGAACGCAGAAAGAACGCGGAAGAAGACACAAGGGAAAGGGUACGAAGACGAUCCGGUGGCUGAGAAAUCACCAUACACGAGCGGAGAUCUUCCGCAAACCAACGAUGCGGUGAUGGAUGACCGCCUGAAAUCGAAUCCAGCCGAGGGCACUAGAGGUGUGGAAGGCGGCAUCUCAGAGAAAUCCAAAGAGAACAGACUCUCCGACAAGAAACCUGAUCCUCCCAAGGACGCCAGGCCUCUCCCACACCACGAAGCAGAGACUCUGCAAGACACAGAUAAGACGCAAACAUCCUCAGAAGAUGAGCCCAAAAAGAUCCUCACGGCACCCCAAGACCUCCCAGACAAACCUCACGAUAUCCCUUACCCCGAAAACCCAUCUUCGCCGAAAGACAGCACCAUCCUCUCGGAAAACCCGGACAAAUCGUCAAAAGGAAAAGACCAUGAACCGGCCGUCAUUUCGCCCAUGCACUCCCUGGUGCUCUCAUUCACCAUGAUCCUCUUCUCCGAAGUGGGCGACAAGACAUUCCUCGUCGCAGCGCUCAUGGCCAUGCGCCACCCCCGGGUCCUCGUCUUCACCGCUGCGUUCUCCGCUCUGAUCACCAUGACCGUCCUUUCGGCCGUGCUGGGCCACGCCGUCCCGACGCUGAUCCCCAAGACGCUCACCAACUUCGGCGCAGCUGGCCUGUUCCUGGUGUUCGGGGUCAAAAUGCUGAUCGAAGCGCGCGGCAUGAGCCCAGACGACGGUGUCGGUGAAGAGAUGAAGGAAGUCGAAAUGGAACUGGAAGAAAAAGAACACCAACAACGGCGGAUGUCCCGACGGCGGUCGUCCAUCUCCCCCUACGCCUUGGAAGCUGGUCGCGCAGGAAUCGGACGAAAACACACCAACGGUCGAUUACCUUCGCCUCCUGAAAGCCCGGCGAGUUCACGUGAGGCUUCCCCGGAGCGGCAGUCGACGUUCAAGAGCAUGCUCGGCGGCAUCAACAAUCUGUUCUCACUCCUCCUGAGUCCAGCGUGGGUGCAGACCUUCGUCAUGACCUUUUUGGGUGAAUGGGGCGACAGGUCACAAAUAGCGACCAUCGCCAUGGCAGCAGGCCAGGAUUACUGGUGGGUCACGGCGGGCGCAUUGGGCGGGCAUGCGAUUUGUACCGGUGCGGCUGUACUUGGUGGUAGAGCCAUUGCGGGCAGAGUCAGUAUGAGAACUGUGACCAUGGGAGGUGCGAUUGCUUUCUUGGUCUUUGGCGUCAUUUACCUUCUCGAAGCCGUGUAUUGAUUUGCAAACUACUAUCGAUUCAAUGAUUUCUUUUUGGAUUUGUUGGGUUUUUUUUGAUGUUUCUCAUUCAAUUUCUCCUGAAGAGGAAAAGGAAGACCAGGGACAUACAACAAAACAGGAUGGUUUGACAACUCAUGGAGUGAUUGGGGCUUUUCAAAGAGAGUGUGUGUAUCAUAAAAAUGCGUCAUCUGAUACCUCUGGUAACGGAGGUGGAUAUCAUGAAAUCCUGGGGACCUGAGAACCGAACGAUUUGCAAGAAUAUAAUUCUUUUUUUUUUGAGGCGACCGGGUACCAGGUACCUAGGUAGUAUAUGUACAUGUACCUGUACUUGAUUCUACAGACUUUACAGCUUUUCUGGUUUUGUGUGGAACCAUUUCAGGCAAACAAAAAGAAAGGAAAACGAAGAGAAAAAG